Amoebophrya sp. A120 is the source of this 2437-nucleotide messenger RNA. NCBI's taxonomy places the organism in Eukaryota, Dinophyceae, Syndiniales, Amoebophryaceae. The record is from the annotation of a GenBank genome assembly.
AUGCGGUGGAACACCGAGCGAGCUCCUGACCUGCAGCGACAGAUAAACGUGCACCACGACAAGGAACACCUAAACGCGUCUCCCAAUCGGAUCUGGUGGAUGCUCGCCGGCGCGUCGCCGUCCGCGCUUCCGUGGUAUCCGUCCGUGAUAUUGAAGAAUCACAAAGAAAACCCGUCCUACCACCCCUCCUAUCGCGCCGACCGAAAAGCAGAAUGGGGCGAUGUUUAUGAAGAAUUUGACAGAUACGAGGACUCCUUGCCACUCCCGAAUUCUGCUGGAAAAAACUGCGUCUACGUGGAUCUGAAUACAGGUACAUGAUCAGGAAAACAUAAUGCACUACUUCUCUCGUCUUUUUGUCCAUAGAUUCGUCAGUGUAAGUGUAUUGCUGUUGUUUAUAUACGCCUCUUGUUUCACUAUGACCUUGACCCUGAAUCCGAAGGCGUGCUGCCGUGUCGUGCGCAGCGAUUCCGAAAGUACAUAAUCGGUAUCCACGCCUUCGGUGGUUAUCAAAAUUGUGUGACGAUUCAUUUAUUUCACCGCUUUGUUCCGUCGCUGCACGGUUCCUCCUUGUGCUUCAGCGUUCAUUUUUUAAACAAAAAAAAGGUCGCAUCUACACGUCCAUCAAGCAGUGUGAGGAGGUGGUCGAGGAAGCAGACAUGUAUGGGCAUGUUCGCAAACAGUUCCCCAAGCUGUCACUCGACUGCAAGCCCUCCGCCAAAGACGAGCGGGCAAUCCACCUGCAAAAGUACGGCACCUUCGGCAGCAAAAUCCAGAAGAUUUGCUUCCUGCUCCGACAGAUCCGCACGCAGGACAGCAAUGGCAAGGUGAUCGUGUUCUGCCAGAGCGAGUCGCUGCUAGAGAUCGUGGCCAAUGCUCUUUCGAGCUUGGGUUUCGCCUUCAUACACUGCGAGGGGGGCCCGGCAGAGCAAUCCGCGGCGUUAGAAGCCUUCCAGACCGGAAACUCGGACGUGCUGGAGGUGAAUACGAGGCAGCGCACCUUUCAAUCUACCUACAUCCUGCUCCUCAGCAUGCAGAAAAUGUCGGCUGGUAUCUAUUGGUCUUGUUUUGUUUUGUUUGGCCGCGGGUUCUUGGGGUUCGUUGGUUUACUCACCUUCAAAUUCGAUUUCUGAUGCAUCUACGCAACCAAAAGAUCAAUGACCUGCCAAAAACAGAAUAAAGAUCUUGCUCGUGUAGUUCGAGAAGAUCGUGGUCAUCAUUGUGGAAAAAACGAACAACUCCAACAGGUGCAAAUUUGACUGCUGCGAACCACAUCAUUUUUGUGCAUCCGUUUUCGUGCGCAACAUACAAGCGACUGGAGAUGCAGAUGUCGCAGGCGAUCGGCAGGUGCCGACGGCUAGGGCAGGAACGCAAGGAGGUGCAUGUUUGGCGCUUUUUCACAACGGAAACGCUCGAGGAAGACAUGAUGCUCGAACAAGAGCAGGCCAGAGCGGAGUACGCCAAGCGAAAACUUCUAUUGUCAGCAAAACAAGAAGACGCUGCCAUGUUGUCUCCCCGCCGCGGUGAAGUAGAAGUCGCGCCCGGCGACUUCGCUGAGCAGGACACCGAAAAUACCGUGGCUGUCGUCGAGGUGCAGAACAAUGGUAAGCGCGACGAUGCAGUAACGCUAACGGUUCGCCGUAGUUUCUUCGACGAUCACAUCAAACCGCACUUGCGAGACGACGCGCAAUUCGACACCUUCGACGAUUUCGUCGAAGCCGCAAAAGCUCACAACUGCGAGAAGAAACAAGAGAGGAAAUACUGAUACUUACUUACUUAGUCAGUGAAUCAGCACCAGCAGAUAACGUGACACCAUCGAUCACGUAUGACAUUGAAUUCACACGAAGAUAAGUAGUGACACAGAAAUUGAAGUCGUUAGCUACACAAGAGAGACGAACGAAGUCUUUAUCUUCUAACCGGUACAAAUUUGAAUUUCACCUACUCUUACUCACCUACUUGUAUUUUGAUUUAUUCGCUGAAGUCUGAAAAAGCGCACGCGCACGCGUUGUUUUUUGUAUCAAUGUUGUCAGCUAUCUUGCACUUGCUAUCUGUCUUAUCAAAAGUCUCGACAAUCGGUGUUGCGAACGUCCUCGAUAUUCCACAAUAAGGACACAUUCCUCAACCAUUAACAUAAUUUGGUAACUAAAACAAGGAAACUUCCCAGAAAAAAGUAAGAGUAAGAGUUGCAGAAAAUCCAAAUUAGAUAUCGCGCUUCAUCUGCAUCUUCAAGGCCACGAGCGGCAGAUCGUUUGCUCUUCUGGCUAUUUCAUUUUCCGUACUCCUCCGAUUCCUUGGCCAGAAGAUGUGACGACUCUAUCCCAACGACCCGCUGGCACCGAAUGUGGUCGCACAAAUAAAUCAUUUUCCUUUGAAGCGAGAUCGAGAUGACCCGAAACUGACACGCAGGAUUAAGGACACCAAAAAGAAGACAUCGCCAAGC